Caenorhabditis sp. 36 PRJEB53466 is the source of this 3888-nucleotide messenger RNA. The record is from the annotation of a GenBank genome assembly. NCBI's taxonomy places the organism in Eukaryota, Metazoa, Nematoda, Chromadorea, Rhabditida, Rhabditidae.
AUGAACGCGACAGAUGUAGAACUUGUUCGUUAUGCUCAGAAAGUGGACCAUGUGUUCAUUAUCGUCGGUUAUAUUAUCAAUCCGCUCGGACUGCUCUUCAAUAGUAUCCUCAUUUAUCUUAUUUCCAUGAAGACGCCAAAGUCCCUCAGAAGCUUCUCGAUACUUCUCAUGAACUUUGCCCUUUGUGACUUUUUCAGUUCUCUAGCUGGAAUGUUAGCACUUCAAAGGUGAGCCGAAUUUUCUCGCUUGAAUCUAAACGUUUUUUUUUAGAACAGUAUUCUCCGGUUGGUCGUUGACCUACAUUUUUCACGGGAUGUGCGGACGAGUUUCGUCUUACUUCUGCUAUUUUCUACAUGUAUUUGUGUGUCACUGCUUUGCCCAUUCUCAAUGGAUUUUAAUGGUAAUCUAUAAACUCGGUGGCAAUUUUGAAGCAAUACUUCGUAGAUUUCGUUUCUCUACCGGUACUACAUACUCGAUCAAAUCAGUCCGGAUCCGGUGAAAAUUGUGAGAAUCUGUGUCACCGCCUACAUUCCGUCCAUCCUCUUCUUGCUCAUUUAUCUAUCUGACGUGGCAGACGCCGAAGAGUUGAAGAUGAUUGUGUUCUCCUAUCACAAACAGUACUUCUAUCAUGUCAAACAACUAUGGGGAGGUAGGACACUUUGCAACCACUUGACCUAAAAAAACCAUAGUCAGACAUAUCAAUAGCUGGAAACGUCAGCGUCUGGUCGGUUAGCACCUUCUCAGCGAUCAUCUACAUGACAAUCCCGUGCUUUCCGAUCUAUGUAAUCAUCAUAUACUUCCGUCACAAGGUGCUACAAUAAUCCUGCCCUUUCUAUUAUUAUACGUUCAUUUACAGACCCUGAAAAUCCUAGACGGUCGUGGUCGAAUGACAAUGUCGGAGACCACAAGAUCCUCUCACAAGCAGCUAAUAAAAGCGUUGACAAUCCAGGCGGUCGUUCCCAUUUUUUGGCUCACCGCCUCCUCCUUCUAUCUGCUGCUUUUGUUCCAGUUCGUCGGCGGAGUUAUUAUCGAAAACAUGAUUUUCCGGAUAAUGGAGUGCAUGCCCAUGUGCACUCCGUUGAUUUCGCUGUACUUUGUCAGACCUUAUCGGUUAGCCAAACUUUGUUUUUUGAUAAUUUUGUCGAUUUAUCUUGUUUUCAGAUCAGUGAUAACCGCUUGGAUCACGCCGACAUCGCUCAUUAAACCCGUCAUUGUCACUUCGCUUGUCAGCACUUUGUACUCAUCCGGUAACCCACAAAAUGUUUGAAACUCUCACCAUCGCUCCUGCCCGACAAUUCAAUUACAACGACCACAAAAGAAUGAAUGAAUCUCUGUGAAAGUAACCUCUGUUUGUGUAUGUGAAUAAACUUUUUUCCCGGGACUCAGCUGGCCAACACAGAACUUUUUUCAAUUGGAUGCACUCGGAAAAUGUUGCGAUCGCCUCUUGUCAAACUUUUUUGUUAUUUAUUAGAAAAUAAUGCUCAGUGAGCUUCAAGGAAGUUAGGUGCUGCUCCUCGUGCAUUGAACACGGAAUAAGAUAAAAGAUAUAUUAGUUGGCCCAAAAUAUUAUUCAUUUCUCGUUCCCAUCACCGUCGACUCUUUUUUUGCGCCUAUUCCUCUCAUCAAACCUCAAAAUUCUCAAAACAUUCCCCAGAAUUCUCAUUUCUUUCUUAAUUAUAUUCAUACAGCGCGUUUCCGUUUCCAUAUCCCACCCCAGCUUCAUUUUUCAUAAAUAGUGUCUGCCACUGGGGUUUUUUUGUUCAAAAUGCAAUAUAAAAUAGUUGUUUCCCUGAAAAAAGAGGAAAAGUGUCCAAAUAUAUGGGCCAAACCACAAAUUUCCGCUUCAUUCACACACAUACACACUCACACACACACACAGUGGUGUACAUUAUCUAGCCCAAAUGAAUUACAAAUUACCAUGAUUAUUGGUCCCUCUAGAAAGCGUCUUUAGGCAUUUUAGGAUUUGCCUAGGUUGUAGUGGUAGUUGCCAAUUUGGGGUUUUCCGUCUUAUGACAUGGAAAUCGGUCUUUCCUAGUGACGGAGAUUUUAAGAUAGAAAUAAGGCCUUGUUCACAGUGUUUUUAGUCGACUCAAUGAAAAUGAACUUGCUUAUGACGCGACAAUACCGUAUUUUUAUGUCGAGAUAGACUAAAUGUAGUGGUAGCUCCCAACUAUUUCGUCCACGAAAGAGCAGAGCACAAAAUGAGCCCGCCGCGGAGCGAAGCACUCUUUUUAAUCAGAUUUCGGAGACGAAGUUUCACUGAAUUCGCCGCUCUGAAAAACAAAAGAAAACAAAGGCGUUUCGAGCGAAGCAUGGGAUUUGAGAUUAUCCAAGCGAAAGAGGGUCGAGGGCUAAAAAGAACCAGGAAGGAAGCUGUUGAAAUAAAAACAGAUCAAGAAAGUUCCUUCUCUUCUUUUUUGCCGACCUCCUCUUCAAUCAUUAGGUUCAUUAGUAGAAGACGCUCCUUCGUUCCCUAUUCCAUAUGUUUUCUUCACCAACACGCAAGCAUAUGCACAUUCAGAAUUCUGAUUCAGAUGUCAUCUUCAUCUUGUUCUGUCGAAUAUCCAAUUACAAACAUCACCCACUAUGUUCUCUCAACUUUGGGAGAACGAUGUCCUUCUGUAAGUUUUCAGCAAGUUCACAAUAUUCAUUUGAUUAUUUUUGCAGACCGCUAUCGUUAUCCCUACCGUAAUCAUCUACGCGACAGUAUUCCUGCUCGGAUUGUUCGGAAACACGUGUACUUGCAUUGUAAUAGUGGCCAAUAAGUCCAUGCACAACCCCACAAACUAUUAUCUAUUCAGCCUGGCGAUUUCGGAUAUCAUCGCCCUGAUUUUAGGUACAUUUUUGCAAUAUUUCGAGUCAAACUGAUCGAUAUUGUUGUAGGACUUCCCAUGGAACUCUACCAAUCGCUCGACUACUCCUAUCCCUAUCGAUUCAGUGAACAAAUCUGCAAAGCGCGCGCUUUUCUCAUCGAAUUCACCUCCUACGCGUCCAUCAUGAUCAUUUGCUGUUUUUCAUUCGAAAGAUGGCUUGCUAUUUGGUAAGAUAUGAAAUAUUUGUGAGUGUUCUUCAAAAUAGAAGCCUUAUUAAAUUUCAGUUACCCUCUGCAAACAAAAAUCUUCUCAACCCUCUGGAGAGCCAACGUGCUCAUUGUGCUCGCGUGGAGCAUCUCCUUCCUCUGUGCCCUGCCCAUCGCAUUUAUCGUCAAAAUCAAUUACUUGCCCCUUCCGCACUUUGCCCUCAACCAAUCGUGGACCAAUUUAGUCUCAUCUGACGGAUUCUCUGUGAUGCGCACAGAAUUUUGUGCGAUGAAUCAAGCGCGACCGGAUCAACAAAAGAAUAUUAUCAUUUUCGCGUUCACCGCCUUUUUCAUAGUUCCUGCAAUCGCCAUUGUGAUCAUGUACGCUCAUAUUGCAAUCAAACUGAAUUCAUCCGAAAACACAAAGGAGUUGAAGGAGGAUCCAUUGAUCAAGCAGCGUCGGAGCAAGAGUAAUCGAACUGUGCUCAAGAUGUUGUGUGAGUAUUUUAUGAUAUUCUCUUUCACCUCCACUUCUUUCAGUGUCCGUCGUGAUAACCUUCUUUCUCUGCUGGCUGCCCUUUCACAUUCAAAGGCUCCUCUCUGUCUACAUCAUGUCCGAACCCAGUGCGAUUUCUCCGCCAGUCCAGUUUCUCUCCAUGAUCGUGUUUUAUAUUUCUGGUAUGGACCAAGAAAAGAUACUUCAAACUUUUCAUUUAUUUUCAGGCUUCUGCUACUACUCCAACUCAGCCGCCAACCCUAUACUCUACAAUAUUCUCUCUGAAAAGUAUCGAAGUGCAUUUUGUCACACUAUACUUGGAGAUCAGGUUGCGAGGAUGAUUUUCAAAGGGAAACCGGGCAAGACUAAGUGA